Molecule: messenger RNA, 1128 nt
Organism: Chaetura pelagica (chimney swift)
Lineage: Eukaryota; Metazoa; Chordata; Aves; Apodiformes; Apodidae
Gene: TMEM97
Product: transmembrane protein 97
Exons: 7
Cellular component (GO): membrane; endoplasmic reticulum
Molecular function (GO): serine-type endopeptidase activity
Source: RefSeq, a predicted model, not a curated record
CUGCGGCCCGCGGCCCCGCGCGCGGGGGAAGUCCACAGGUUGGUCACCUACAUCUUUGUCUAUGAAGACCUGACCUCCUUGACCUGUGGUGCCAUCAUCAUCUGGUAUUUUGGUGGCAGCUUUGAGAAGAACUUUGGCACAGUGAAGCACUGCUUCCUCACCCUGGCCUUCGCCGUCCUCUCGGCCCUCUUGUUCCUCUUGCUUGGGACUGUUGUCUCCAGGGUGUCCCAGGUGGAAGAUGCCAAAGGGUUCCUGCCAGUGGCUUUUGCCAUGCUGGGGGUGUCCAGCACCCGCUCACAGGUGAAGAGGACUCUGUUCUUCGGGGUCAGGGUUCCAGUGGUGCUGGUGCCAUGGUUCCUGCUCUCUGUGGCCUGGUUUAUCCCCCACUCUUCUCUCCUGGGUAACCUGAGUGGGCUUCUGGUGGGGAAAGCCUAUGGGCUCAGCUGCUGUUCCUGCCUGGAUUUCCCGGAGUCUGUGGGCUCCAAGCUGGACCAUGUGUUCCCUUUCAGCCUGCUAAAGAGGAUUCCAGGGCUGAAAUACAUCCCAGGGGCCUUGGCAGAGAGAAGAGCCUUCGAAGGCAGCAAGAAGAUUAACGCUGUGCCAGGCACCUACCCCUCCCAAAGCUGCCACUGCCCUUUGCCUCCAGGUGUACUGACCCUCCAGAAAGCAGCAGGGCUCUGGUGCUGUGGCAGGACCCUGGUGUGCUGCUCGGGCAGCCGGCGGCACGGGCUGCUGACAGAGGUGCUGCAGGGGUAUGCAGCCUCCUUCAGAGACCCCAUGAUGCUGCAGCCCCCAGAGUGGUUUCAGGCCUUCAUGUACUGUGAAGCCUUCCUGCAGCUGCCGUUCUUCCCCGUGGCAGCCUACGCCUUCCUCAAAGGUGGCUGCAGGUGGAUCAGGACUCCUGCCAUUAUCUACUCCACCCACGUGGCUACAACUCUGUUUGCCAUCCUGGCACACAUCCUGUUCCACGACUUCUCCAAGUCGGAGCACCCGGGCCCCCGGACGCAGCGGGAGCGCCUGGUCCUGCUCUCCAUCUACCUGCCCUACCUGCUGGUGCCCCUGCUGCUGCUCUGCACCAUGCUCUGCCACCCCCACUACAACCAGGCAGAGAAGAGGAAACGGAAGUAG